UGUAGUUGCAGAUUUUGUAAUCCAAGCCUCCAAAUCCGAAGCCUACAAUUUUGUGCCUUUUUUGGAGAAACCUUUUUGGCCAUUUAGAGUGCCAUUAACUCUGGCUUUGGGCCUGGUCUCUUGGAUAUAAAAGGAAACCCUUCAACCAAGCCAUCUAUUCAGGUCUUGGACUCUGAAGUAGAAACACUCGAAGUAUCUCCAAGAUGCAGAACUUGCUGAUUAUUCUAUCGAUAGGAUUAUUAUCCUGUGUGGCAGCCAGGUCCACGGUGGGUCCUGUUCUUUUCAACCCACCAGUAUCGCAGUUUGGUGUCUUCCCAGGACCUACUGGCUAUGCAGUUCCCCCAUUUGCUGCUCCUUUUGGAGGUGUUUUUCCUACUCCUUUGGGUGCUCCCUUGACUGCUUCUCUGGCUUCUUUGGCUAGUCCUCCUAAUCCUACUCCUCUGUCGGUUUCCAGCAGCCAACGUCUGGACUACUUCAACCAGUUCAAUGCCGCCUUUGCUCCAAAUGCUCCUGCCCGCAUCCUGGCAGCCACUCCCUCCGGUCGCCUCAUUACUCCGGGAGUAGCUGCUCCAUUUUUCUUUUAGAUUUUAAA
Messenger RNA from Drosophila ananassae, 592 nucleotides. RefSeq lists its product as uncharacterized. The record is from RefSeq and is a predicted model, not a curated record. Bases 204 to 584 code for a protein of 126 amino acids. Lineage: Eukaryota; Metazoa; Arthropoda; Insecta; Diptera; Drosophilidae. The transcript is spliced from 2 exons.